AUGGUCGCAAGUACCUUGCCUGACUGUGGGGAAAUGGACUUGGAUGACGAGGCCUUCUACGAGGCGGUGAUCUCUGCCUCUGGGAUGAAGGAUCGUCAAGAUUGUUUCCGGAUAUUGGGUUUAACCGCUGGAGCUGGGGUGGAGGAAAUCAAGACAGCAUACAGACGACUAGCCAGGAGGUGGCAUCCUGAUAAAUACGACGGCCAUAGAGACGCUCACACAGUAUUCCAGCACGUGAACGAGGCAUAUUCCGUUCUCACCAAAAAGCGUAGUACUCAUUCCUACUAUCCUGAUGAGUACAAAAAGUCGGAUUUAAGCCAAUGGUUGGAUCAGUCUUGGGAUUGGCAGUCUCAGAGGGAGAGGCAAAAUUGGGAAAAGAACGGCCGAACGGUGGUGGUCCGGUAUCUUACUUAUGAUGGAAAGUGGGAUGUAGAGGAGUUCAAGAGAAAUACCAAAGGAUUGUUCUACGCUCAUGGGGUGGAGCUGGGUAAGCUGGACAUCAGUCCCACCUACCUGUGGUGGAGGUUUGAGAGUGGUGUCGCUGGCUUCGAGAUGGAUGCUUUGACUGGACUCGCACGAUUGUAUGCGUCUGAUAUGAGGAGGCUGUCGAACCUGGGUAUUCGUCUAAACCAGCGGUUUGAGGGUAUCUUCGAGGUUGUGAAGGAUCAGGAGGCAGCGGCCGAGACUUGGAAUGAUCGUAUGCGGGAGAGGGCUCGCGCGGAGGAAUCGACAUCCAGCUCCCAAGCUGUCCUGAUGUAUCCUCUUUCCCUCACUGUUGUGAUGAGGUACCCGCAAAUGAAGAGGUGCAUCAGGAGUCAACGCCAAGUGAGGCAGUAG
Messenger RNA from Perkinsus marinus ATCC 50983, 837 nucleotides. RefSeq lists its product as hypothetical. Bases 1 to 837 code for a protein of 278 amino acids. The transcript has 7 exons. NCBI's taxonomy places the organism in Eukaryota, Perkinsozoa, Perkinsida, Perkinsidae. The record is from RefSeq and is a predicted model, not a curated record.